This is a messenger RNA of [Candida] anglica, 525 nucleotides long. Lineage: Eukaryota; Fungi; Ascomycota; Pichiomycetes; Serinales; Debaryomycetaceae. The record is from the annotation of a GenBank genome assembly.
AUGACAACCGUACAACCAUUGCUGGUGCAUGGGUACGAGGCGUUGUUUGGGAAUCAAUUCGUAUUAAAUGGUUCGCGAACUCCAUCAGGCUCAAUUACUCCACCACCGCUUCUGCCAGUGACAAGUGUGAGUGAUAGCACUCCCAAAAAACACAUAUUUGGAUGGUUCCAUAAUAUUGUAACAAAGUACAGAAAUCGUAAAACAAGAAAGGAGGAGUUGAACAUUCUUAUUGAGGAGAUAUAUGAUAGCUAUAGACUGGCGACUAUUUGCUCGCCAACUGCAGAGGCAUACCACCAUCGGAAGAAAAGAAAAUUGCUGUUUAGAUUAAUCCGGCCGCAACAGGAGAACUUGGAUGAACAACAACUCAACUUUGGUACUUUUGUGGGGAGACAAUAUUUGAAACUGGUCACCUUAAAUGAAUUGAGAUCAAAUGUACGGGACACCUACCAUCAACGACUUCAACAAGGGAUCAUCAAAACAAGGAAAAGUUAUUCUAGUGCAACAAGUGAAUCAUUAUUUAAUUAG